GCGCCUCAGUCGACCAGCACCCUCCGUAACCGACGCUUCGUUCGCGUCGUGCGUCGUUUUCCGUCUCACCGACCGUCGCACCGGAAAGAAGGUGCUAGGAUCCCACCUGCCGGAGUGUUUAUCUCUCGGUCACGCGAGAUUGCUCCAAAACACAGAGAGAGAUUUCAGAGUGUGCAUUUUGUCAAAGUGCGAUCUUUCGUAUUUUGCGUGCGAAAGAGCGAUUAAGGGGUACACGGUGCGUACCUGCGCGUAAGAGUGUAUUAGAUCUCUCUUUCUCUCUCUCUCUCUCUCUGUGGUCUACAAGAGUGCGAGUUGCAGUAUGCGCUACCGUCAAAUUUGAGGAACUCCAUCGAGGAACGUUGACCUCUGAAGCAAAAUUUGUAGCAUCUCAGCAUUGUUUUGAAUACUGUAACAAAAUGAACGGACCAGUUUAUGCAUCAUCCUGUCCCGCAUUGCAGUCGAACCUCUCGCUGCACAGCUCAUCCUAUUACAGCGAGUACAGCGGUAGCACUGUGCGAAGACGGCUAUCGUCGACAGGCGAGGCAGAUACCUCAGCUACAUCAAGCUACGAGGGUAGCGACAGCUCCGAAAACAGCGAUGAAUCUCGACUUGAUCCUGUCAGUCAGAUGGAACGCGAGCAGCUCGAAACUUUCUUUCGAGGAUUGAAAUCACAAGUGUACGUAUGCGAAUCACUGGCGAAUUUGUACAUCGGUAGCGCUUCUCAGACAGAGAGGUGGGAGCUUCGUUUCACCGGAAUACCAGUGGUGGUUCUUGAUCUUGGGGAAACACGAUCAAGAUCCAAGAGACGUAUUCAAAUCCUGUUAGCGGAACGCGGUACUUGCUUUACACUCUGGCGCGAAACUAUCGACAACCUCUCAUCGUACAAGGUGUCCGGACCAGCCUUCCACACGAUGUGUCUCUCGUCUGAUCACACCCGCCUCGCCGGACUCAGCUUUGACAACUCGAAAGCUGCGAACGAUCUCUGGCAGCAUAUCGAACGUCUCGUGUCCUGCCCGGAGAACAUCAGUCUGUCAAUGCCGGGCAAGAAGAAGAAGAAGCAGACGCCGAAGAAGGUGGUGCUGCCGACCAAGAGCAACAUCAGCCAGCCGUGCCAGUUCCAGCACGUGACCAGCGUGGACGCGGCCGACCGGUCACGAUACUUCUCGCUGCAGACGUUGGUUCCAGCGCUGAGCGAGCUCGAGAACUCCCUGGAGGCGAAUUUCUGAGACAAGCCCGAGGCCUCCGGCAAGCCCUCGUAGAAACGACGCAGCGCGACGCCCGACUCCCAUCUUCUUCUCCGGAAAUAAAUUUGGUCGAGGAAGGAGAAAACGGUAGUAACGAGAUCUCGCGAAGACUCGUACACGGGCGCGCGCUCGCAAAAGCUGUUCCGAGAGCUGCCAACGAGAGGCGAAUAUUCGAAAAAUAACACCGCAAGAUUUGAUCGGAAGUCUUUUUAUCUUCUUGCUCCUCCUCUUCGAAGUGGCUACUUCGUGAACGCGAUUAAAUUUUGCGACACGGGGAGGAGAUAUAUCGACAAAAGCUUUAACGACGACGACAAAAAUAAGAAUAGGAUAAUAAAGGAGUCUUGCGCGGUUCUCGUAGAUUUUAUUCAUCAUCUUCAUCCUCUAUUCCGAUGUAAUAUCAUUCUCAACUAGCAGAGAGUAUAAGAGUUAAUGAAUUGAAGUAAGAUACUUGGAUUUUCUCUUCAAAACGCGCGCAAGAUUUCGACUCCGCGUUAGUUCCGUGUUCUUCUCGUGUAUCGAUCGAGGAGCAAAGAUUUCGAGAGACGAAACGAAGAACCUCGAAGAGAAAAAGAGGACGACAAAGAGAAUAUAAAAAAAACAGCUCGGACAAUCUCGCAAAAGAACGGAAUAGCUCGUUGACUCGCCCGGAACAGUCCAAUCGGUCGAUGUCGCGCAAAUCUACAACAUCGUAUCGCGAACGUCAAUACGAAACUAUUCAUCAAUGCGAGCGCGAUUGAUGUUUGCAAAAUCUCCCGACUGCAGCCUCCAGGCGAAACAGAAAGUUCGCCCCGGAGCGACAACUUCUUCGAGAGUCACGUCUGUUCCGAUUCUUUUUCUCUUUCGAAGGGAUUCUUCGUAAACUAUCAGCGCUGUAAGAUUUAUUAUUAGACGUAAAAACAUAAAUGUUUUAUCAAACGUUAGACCGAUAAAAAUGCAAUAUAUACAUAUAUAUAUAUAUCAUAACGAUGAUAUCAUUCUUAUCUGAAAAAAGAUUUUCAAUAAAUCGUUUCGUUCCUGACAGUUUCAUUACGCAAACGUUUAGUUUUCAGCUUUCUGUGCGGACAAUGAGUUGAUCAAAAUAAACAUUGAAAAAAUAAAAUUUUGAUUACACAGUAGUUUUAAAAUUGUAGGCUUAAAACAAACACUUUCAGAAAAAAUAGAUGUCUAAUUUGUUUAUUUUAUAUGUGUAUACAAUAAUGUUUUACUUGCAUUUGUUUGCAAGCAAUUCUAACGAUUCAAGCAGAACGAUUGAUUGAACGAUCUUCCUUUGCAAUUCGAAUUGGGUGACUUAAUGCGAGGGAACAAACAAGCGCUCUCGCAAUUGAAUGUCAAAGACGCGAAACCUUGAAUCACACGAAGAACAAAUGUGAAACCGGCGAUUAGAAAACGUCAUGCAAAUAUAUGCGGAAUUCACUUCCAUCGCAUUCUCAUUGCGCGCACAUUGUUGUUACUCGCCGUAAAAAAAAAAAAAGAAGGAAGCUUUCUCUCGUGGCAGGUAGAGGAAAUGUUGUUCCGCCGUGUUCGUAAUUAAAGGCAUGCGGUGAAAAUGAGACAUCAAAGAAACUUUCGAAGCUCACUACGCAGUGUGAAUAAUUGCGACAAAAACCCGUCGUUACGAACUAAGUUUAAAUCCUGGCACUGCAUUCAGCGUAAAAUGCCCAAUAAACUUCAGAGGAAAAUACUUGAAGACGAAGUGGCAAUUAUCCUUAAUUGGAGAAAAAAAGUCAUUUUGCUACUGUCGUGCUUGAAAAAACAAAAAACCUCGUCGCUGAGUCAGUGUAUCUUCGAAGAAAGGAGACAUAAUAACGUAAUUUCAUAAGUUACAUCUCUCCGAAGAUUAAAAUAUUUCAAAAUAUUAUAAACGUAGAAAAGAAAAUAAUAAAGAGUUAUAGAUGUGUCAUUAUAUAUAAAAUUUGGAAUAAUUAUGAAAAAUCCAGUGUUCAUGAAGUAGAAUGUUAACGUUAAAAGUACUUAACGUCUCUAUUUCGGAAUCGUAAAAACGUAUGUAAGAUCGAUAAACCGUAACGUAAGAGCAUCCAUAAAUAAAAAAAUUUUUUUAAA
Messenger RNA from Pseudomyrmex gracilis, 3305 nucleotides. RefSeq lists its product as uncharacterized. Gene Ontology annotation, cellular component: nucleus. The record is from RefSeq and is a predicted model, not a curated record. Lineage: Eukaryota; Metazoa; Arthropoda; Insecta; Hymenoptera; Formicidae. Gene Ontology annotation, molecular function: RNA polymerase II cis-regulatory region sequence-specific DNA binding; DNA-binding transcription factor activity, RNA polymerase II-specific. The transcript has 4 exons. The coding region runs from base 417 to 1226 and encodes 269 amino acids. Gene Ontology annotation, biological process: regulation of transcription by RNA polymerase II.